Pygocentrus nattereri (red-bellied piranha) is the source of this 5916-nucleotide messenger RNA. RefSeq names its product NACHT, LRR and PYD domains-containing protein 3-like. The record is from RefSeq and is a predicted model, not a curated record. Lineage: Eukaryota; Metazoa; Chordata; Actinopteri; Characiformes; Serrasalmidae. The coding region runs from base 110 to 3760 and encodes 1216 amino acids. Gene Ontology annotation, molecular function: protein binding. The transcript is spliced from 11 exons.
GAAACGAAACCGGUAGACUGAGCAGAGAAAGCGGGGCAAAAGUUCAUUUUCCCUCCAGCAGAGAAGAGCUUUGUUGUUGAUCCCGCCCAUGUUUUUGUGACCACUGACCAUGAGUAUCAGCGGAGAGAGUUUAGAGGAGGGAACCUGCCUCUCUGUGGAGAAUGACGAGGGUGGUGCCGUUUGCUCAGAGACCAAGAGAGCAGCACCUCCACUUCCUAGCUGUGUGUCCAUGAAGAGUGACCACUCCAUGUUUGAGCCUCCUGCUUUCAGUGAUAGUAGACAGCUCCCUAGGUUUGAGAACCAACGAAUAACAUCUCUGGUUCCUAGCUGUAUGUCUAUGAAGAGUGACCACUCCAUGUUUGAGCCUCCUGCUUUCAGUGAUGGUAGACAGCUCCCUAGACUGGAGAACCAACAAACAGCAGCUGCGGUACCAAGCUGUGUGUCUGUGAAGAGUAACCACUCAAUGUUUGAGCCUCCGGCUUUUGGUGAUAAAGCAAAGCGACUGAGGUUAGAGACAAAACAGAAGAAAACAGCAUCUUCAGAACUCAGCUGUAUGUCUGUGAAGAGCAGCCACUCUAUGUUUGAGCCUCCUGCUUUCAGUAGUGGACCAAAACAUUUCACGUAUGGACUCUGUGGUCAGAUUCUUAAAGAUCCAGCCUCUAGCAGCUGUGGGCACUCUUUCUGCACCCAGUGUAUCAGCAGAUAUUGGGACCAGUCAGGUUCAUCAGGAAACUCUAAUUAUCCUCAGUGUACAAAGAGUUCUGGAGCACAACCUUCUUUACAGCCAUCCAAAAAUGUAGAUUCCAUGGAGCAUAAACAACCAGAUGAAGAUAUUCUGCAGAAGGUCUUGAGGAAUCAUAAAGCCAGUAUGAAGAGCAAAUACGAGUGCUUAUUUGAGGGAAUCCCCACGCACCACAACAGGACCCUCUUGAACAACAUUUAUACACAGCUCUACAUCAUAGAGGGAGAGAGUGAAGGGGUGAAUGAAGAACAUGAAGUCUUGCAGGUUCAGAACAUGUUCCAGGGUUGCAACAAAGGCAUCCCAGUCAACUACAGUGACAUCUUCAGUCCUUUACCAGAACAAAAUCUUGAGGAAGAGCAUGAAAGAAAUGGACUAGAAGAGAGAAAAUUCAAAACAGUGCUCACUAAAGGCAUUGCUGGCAUUGGAAAAACUGUCUCGGUGCAAAAGUUCGUUCUUGACUGGGCUGAAGGAAAAGCCAAUCAAGAUGUAGAUUUCAUGUUUAUGAUUCCGUUCCGAGAGCUGAACUUGAUCAAGGAUGACCAGUACAGUCUUCAUGGACUUCUUUGUGUUUUCCAUCCCGAGCUUAAAGGACUUGAUCCAAAGGGGUAUGAUGUGUGCAAAAUCAUGUUCAUUUUAGAUGGCCUGGAUGAAAGCAGAAUUUCACUCAACAUCACUGCAUCAUCACAGAGUAAGACCAUUUCUGAUGUGACCAAGAACUCAUCAGUUGAUGUGUUGAUGACAAACAUAAUCAAAGGAGAGCUGCUUCCAUCUGCUCUCAUUUGGAUCACCUCCCGCCCAGCGGCAGCCAGUCAGAUUCCCUCCCGGUAUGUCAGCCGUGUGACGGAAAUUCAGGGGUUCAAUGACCCUCAGAAAGAAGAGUACUUCAAAAAGAGGAUCAGUGAUCCAGAUCAGGCAAGCAGAGUCUUCUCACAGAUUAAAAAAGCAAAGACUCUGUACAUAAUGUGCCACAUACCAAUCUUCUGUUGGAUUUCAUCCAUAGUGAUCCAGCAGAUCCUGGAACAAGAUACUUGUGGAGAAAUUCCAACAACUCUGACUGAAAUGUACAUACAUUUCAUGCUAAUACAGACAAAAACAAAGAACUUGAAGUAUCAUGUAAAAGAUGAUGAGAGAGAUCUGAAGAAACGGGAAAAAGAGAUGAUCCUAAAAAUUGCUGAACUGGCCUUCAAACAGCUGAUCAAGGGCAAUAUCCUGUUCUAUGUAGAAGAUCUGAGAGAAUGUGGCAUUGAUGUCACUGAAGCGUCUGUGUACUCUGGAGUUUGCACUGAAAUCUUCAAGGAGGAGUCUGUGCUGUAUCAGAAGAAGGUCUUCUGCUUUGUGCAUUUGAGCUUUCAGGAGUUUUUUGCUGCUGUUUUUGGAUUUCAUGCCUGUGUGGAAAGGGAAGCUGAGGUAGUGAAGAUGUUCCAGAGUCGUUCAAAAUCGAAUGGAGGAUUUGUGGAUCAGUUUAUGAUGUCUGCAAUAGAUAAAGCUUUGACAAGUAGAACUGGACACCUGGAUCUCUUCCUCCGCUUCCUAUAUGGAAUCUCGCGGGAGUCCAAUUGGAAACUCCUCUAUCACAUAGUGCCUCCCAAAUGCAGAAUCUCAGAGGACUUUGAGGAUACCAUUCAACGUGUCCGACAGAAGCAUCCAAAGAAUGUCAGCCCUGAGAGAUGGAUCAAUUUCUUGCACUGCUUUAUCGAAAUGAAGGACAACUCUUUUCAAAGAGAAGUCCAGACUUUGUUGAACGCUAAGAGGAAGCUCACCGGAUGGGAUUGCACAAGAAUAGCUUACUCACUACAGAUGUCCGAGGAAGUACUGGACGAGUUUGACCCAAAGAAAUACAAAACAUCAGAUGAAGGUCGUAGGAGACUGAUCCCAGUUGUGAGGAACUGCAGAAAGGCUUUACUGGCAAAUUUUAAACUCACAAAGCAGCACUGUGAAAUAGUUGUCUCAGCUCUGCAGUCAGCAAACUCGGUCUUGACAGAGCUGGAUCUGAGUUACAAUGACAUCCAGGAUUCAGGAGUGAAGCAGCUCUGUGAGUGUCUGAAGAAUCCACACUGUAAACUGGAGACACUAAGGUUGGUGAUGUGCAAUCUCACUAAGAAAACCUGUGAAUAUGUAGCAUCAGCUCUGCAGUCUCCAAAUUCAGGCCUAAAAGAGCUAGACCUGAGUCAGAAUGAUCUGGAGGACUCCGGAGUCAGACUGCUUUCUGGUGGACUAAAAAGUUCUGACUGUCAGCUGGAGAUAUUAAGGUUGUCUGGUUGUUUGGUCUCAGAGGAAGGUUGUGCUUCUCUGGCUUCAGCUCUGAGUUCAAACCCAUCUCACCUCAGAGAGCUGGAUCUGAGUUACAACCACCCAAGGGAGUCAGGAAUGAAGCUGCUCGGGGCUAAAGUGGACGACCCAAGCUAUAAACUGGACACAGUGAACUUUAACUAUGGAGGGGUGUACACAAUGAAAGCAGGAGUACGAAAAUAUGCCUGCGAGCUCUCUGUGGAUCUAAAUACAGUAAACACUGAACUGGUCCUGAGCGAGAACAACAGAAAGGUGACGUAUGUGUGGGAAGAGGAGAAGCAGCAGUCCUAUCCAGAUCAUCCAGAGAGAUUUCAGUGCCCUCAGCUGCUGUGCAGAGAGAGUCUGUCUGGACGCUGUUACUGGGAGGCUGAGUGGAGUGGCCGUAGAGCUGGUAUAGCAGUAGCUUACAAAGGAACCACCAGGAAAUUUGAGUGUGGUUCUGUAGAAUUUGGAAGUAAUGAACAUUCCUGGGGCCUGUUUGGCUAUAAUUACAAAAAGAAAUACUCUGUCAACCACAAACACAAGAAAACCUUCAUACCUGCCCCUCGCUCUUGCAGCAACAGAGUAGGUGUGUAUCUGGACUGGCCGGCUGGCAUGUUGUCCUUCUAUAGUGUUCUCUCUGACGGAAGCACACUGAGCCAUCUACACACUGUCCAGUGUAGGUUCACUGAGCCCCUUUACGCAGGCAUUUUUGUUUAUGACGCUUCAUUAUCUUUGUGUCAUUUAUAAAGACCCGUGCUCGGUAUAAUGCAAUGGGUAACACCACUGUCCUUCACGCGAGACACGAGUUUCAUACCCCGUACUGGCAAGAACACCGUGCUUUAAACAACUGGAGUCCCUCGUGAGAAUCCUGACACUACAUUUGUUUACCUCUAUCUGGACCACAAAAGACAAGUAGGGUUUUUUCAAGGGCUUAUUCUAAAGACAAGCGUAUCCACAUUCAGAAUCACUCCUUAAUGAAAAAAGUCCAUAACGACAUUUACAAAAAUGUGCUGAAUUGCAUAAAUGUAUUUAAUUGGUACAGUUGACCCUCAAAUAUUGAGACACAGACACUUUCAGUCCUUUAAGCUCUUCUGGCUCAGGAGAGGGAGAAAGGGAGAGAAAGAGAUUUUAACCUGUUCAGUUUAAACAAACAUUACCUGAAGGGUUUAAUUUCUUAUUCCGGAAAAAAAAUCACAGGAUAAGAAAAUGCCACUUAAUCGUUGUUACUAUCUAAUUAUUCGUUCAUUCAGCUACUGUUGUGUGCAAAUUCCUAAAGAUGUUUUAUGCUUGCGUCAUACAGCACGAAACAAAAGUCUCGCUCGGUGUGUGUGGCAUAUAAUCAGGCAUUCAAAUCUUUUAAAAGCUUUUAAAAGUUGACAGCUGCAGUCCUAAUAGUUCAGAGAUGUUGAGUGGUCGAUACUCACUGUGAAACGUGACUUUCAUUCCUGCUGUCAGCAAUUAGUAUAAAAUUCUGUUUCCAUCACAGUAUCUGUCUUACUGAUGAGCCAACUUGUUCACCUCAUCCAAGCAUAAAAACAUUUUUACUUUGCAAUAUUUUUUUUAAACUGAGAAAGGUAUACAGCUUUUUCAUGCAUAUUUUAAAAAUUUGCAUAAAAGAGGUGGAUGGAAAUCAGACAACUUUCUCAGCUUUUUCCGGACAUGCUCACUCAUAUCAGUCAGUUUUAUAAUUCCUCUCUCUCCCUCUCAAAUUGGGGAGCAAACAGCAGGUAAUAGGAAAGAUCACUUGUUCUUCAUCGUAGCCUUGAAGCAUGAGUUUUCUUGGUUGAAACGGGUCUCCUCUGCCAUAUACACUAUGGCCACAAGUAUGUGGACAUUCCUCCCACCUGUUGAGUUCAAGUGUUACAGCUACACCCUCUGCUAACAGGUGGAUCAAAAUAAGCACGUAGCCUUGCAGUCUCCAUAGACAAACGCUGGCAGCAGAAUGGGUCGUACUGAAGAGCUCAGUGACUUGAAAUGUAGACCGUCAUAAGAUGCCACCAUUUUCACAAGUCAUUUUAUGAAAUUUCAAGUCCUAUUUUUAUGAAACGGAGCCUUCUAGGAGUAACAACAGCUCCGCCACAAAGCGAUAGACCACACAAACUCACAGAACAGGGGUGCAGAUGUUCUCUGGAGUGAUGAAUCAUGCUGGAUGAAUCUGGGUUUGGUGGACACCAGAAAAGGGGCUUUUGUCGCUGCAAUGGAGUAACUCAAUACUGAUGCCCAUGGCAUCACUUGUCCGUAUACUAUUGGCUGCAUAGUGUAUGUCAGCAUUAGGCCUUGGAUUGGCUCGUUUCAGAACUUUAUAUGGCUCUUCACCAGGUUCUGGAGGUUUCAAAAUCCUGAUUGAUGAGCUGAGCUCCUACUACUGAAGUGUGAAGCCUUCAGAUCUGAUGAAGAUAUAAACUUGUUCACUGUUUUGUUCUUGUUUUGUUCACUUCUCUUAACACACAUUCAUUUGUUUAAUACUUUGCUGGCCUGUUUGUUAAUUUUACUUUUCGUAUCUAGUAAAUACUUUUUUUUUUCCCUUCCUAAAGUCUUAAAGUGCUGCUGUAAACUUGUGCGAAACCUGCUGCGUCUAUAUAUUUCUCUGUUGGAGAUGGAUCAGUUCUCAAGAUGCCCUUAUUAAUGGCCAGGGCUGUGUAUUGUUGAAAAGAAGGAACAUUUCCAGUGCCUAUUCCUUCGUUCAUCAUCUGUCUAAAUUUCUGUAGUGUUCUAAACAUUAUUCUGAUUAUUUUGAUACUCCGCUCUGUCUGUGGCAGUUAACAGUUGUCUUAAUGACGCAUAUAAUUCGGAAAUUGAACACCGUAAAAGCGAUGAUGUUUGCACACUAAUGUUGAGACAAUGCUGUAAUAGGUGUAACGAAAAAGGAAUUAACAAUAAAUUAAUAAAGAAUUUAAGAAGUA